CUAUUAACCUUGGGUAGGGGACCGAUUGACAACAGCGUUAAAGAGAGAAAGAGAUGGAAUCCAAUGGACAGCAAUGGCGGCGCUCUGUCCAGGUGUUCAGUAUGGGUUAUCUUCACAACAAAAUUAUGGAGAAAAUAGAGACUUAAUUUUUGUUAAAUUGACUGAUUCUGCUUUGCGUGCGAUAGAUGACUAUAUAAAAAAUCAGAACAAAUUUUACAAUAACAAACCGAAGAUCCAGUUCCUAGGGGAAAAUGGGGAACUUUCCUUUCCGUCUUUACAUCAUAGUAUGGGUAGCACUUCCUUCAGAUUUUCCAUGUCGAGCACGGCCGACAUGGAAGGUCAAGGAGGUAGCUUCGAAUGUAUCAAACAGGUAGGACCACCAAGAGGCCCUUUGGAAGGUCUAGGUUCCAUACCAUAUAAAAUUAGGAUUCAUGCUAAUGAUGACGUUUAUGAGGUUACCAGAAAUAGAAUGACUGAAGCUGAAGAUAAAUAUAAAAAUAAAUGCACAAGAGAGAUAAAGCCGAAUCAAACUGAUAUUGGACGUAAAGUGAAGGUGAAGCAAAGCAGAGCAUCAGUUCACCCUGUGCGUAGAGAAAUGCCUUCGAUGCGCGACAGCCUUCUAAAGCAACCGUCUCAACCUUACCAACCUAAACCCUCCAUUGCGCCUCCAUCGCCGGUAUCGGCAGUCCAUUCAUCGACCAACGGCCAUUUGUCCAACGGUCUUGGCAGCAAUCACGUUAGUAGCUCUAGGCCGUUACUCAACGCCGCCAAGAAGCUCUCUGUUCCAGAAAUAAGACGUCCUCCUAAUUAUAGUUCUCAAAUUUCUAGCCGUAAACCGCAAACUUUAACACCACCGGGAGGUGGUGGUAGUGAUGGUGGCAGCUCGGGUAGCGGUCAAUCUCCCACCAGCACACUACCAGGAUCGCCGCCCCUUAUUUCUACUACAUCGACGGGUAACAAACGACCAGGAUAUCACGAGGGGUCCGAUGGAUUUUCAUAUAAACGACAACGUAUCGCCCACAACGCACCCAAACAUCACCCCGACCAAUUGUACCACCAACCAGUGGAAAAUAACAGUCAAAGGAGACCGGUGACUGAUUCUAGAGAUUCCAGUAAUAUGAAUCCUCGAAGUAGGGAAUCUCCUUCUGGUGGUGGAAUCAGUGGAAAUUCAGGUGGUGGUAACGGUAACUAUGGGCUUGUCAACGGACACUCUAAUAAUUUAACGGCGCUGGAUGUUAAAGUUAAACGUGAUUCGAGUGAUGAUGACGACGACGACGAUGAUGAGGUUGGAAAGAGAGCAUGUGAUAGUCAUUUCGAUGUAAGCCAAGAAAAGACAUUCGUCGAUAAUCGUAGCGUAUCUCCGGCUGUGAAAAUGGUCGAAGUCGAUAAAUGGGAUCGAGACAAACUUACCAACGAAAGACAAAACGGUACAAUGAAUCGAAUAACGAACGGUAUCAGUCCGACUCAGCAUUAUCAGACGAGGCCUCAGUACGUUCCAACGGAAAGAACAGCUGUCAAAAAUCAUACGAACGUCACUUCUUCGACGGAAAAUAGGAUAGCCAGAGUUAGCCCCGAUAGUCAGACGGAAGGGUUGCCUAAUGGCGAUAUAGACGCAAACUUUAACAAUGAAAACGAAGACGAAUUUCCUGAUUAUAAAAAAGAAUAUGUGACAAUCCGAGACGCUGAACAAAGAAGGCGGUAUAAAGCAGAUUUCAAUGCUGAUUAUACAGAGUAUAGGGAUUUGCACAGUAUUGUCGAAAAAGUUUCUAGAAGGUUUGCUCAGUUAGAAGAACGCCUAAAAAAGGAAGAAGAAAAUAGUCCAAAAUUUAAAGACGUGAAAAAGCAGAUAGUUCGAGAAUACCAAGAAAAUAAAAAGAACAUGAACCAUCAACGAGCGAAACGACGGUUUCAAUAUCUGCACGAGAAACUGUCGCAUAUCAAAAGACUAGUUAUGGAGUACGAUCAAGAGAUGACGGACUCCCGGUACUGACGCUGGGUGCAGGUGGCCGCUGGCCCCCCAAAUGCCCUACUGCCUUUCUACGGACAUUCUCAAAGAGGACAUCACGAAAUGUAUAAAACAAAUCAUAUUUUCUUAUUCGUUUAAACAAUUUCUUAUUAGUGCAAUUGUUUUUGUUUGGAGUUGCGCGACCACAGUUCGAUCUGACAAUUUUUUUUGAGCCGAUUGAGAGUAAACAGAAAAAUAUACUGGUCGCUUUGUUGAUGGUUCUUUUCGUAUAUUCCGUGUACACGAUUUUUGAUUAAAAAUAGGAACACUUGCCGAUCUACAAAUGCUUGAUAAUCUUUUAUGUAAUUUUGAACGAAAAAAAAAAUGGGUUAGAAGUUAGGGGUCGAAAAUUCUAGAUGCUUAUACGGGAAGAUAACUGUACAUAUUGAAUAUUUCUUCUUCUCAACCGCAGGACUAAUGGAAGUAUUUCUUCUCGAGAAACGUCAUUACAUUUAUGGAAGUACUUCCUGUUUUUAAUAUUAUUUAUUUUUUUCUGUAAACAACAUUUAUAGGUAAAGGAUUUUUUUUGGUACCUCAUCUGUCGUUUAUUUGUCCACAUAAAGAAGUUGUCGUUGCCAAAAAACAAUUUCGGUACCUUUUACAUUAUGUUAUUUGGGCAAAUUUAUUUUUCCGAGUGAUAUGAAUAGUGUGCAAGUCUUAGGGUGGUUUCAGGUGGAGAAUGUAUACAUUUUUUACUCAUUUAUUUGUAUCUGUGAUUGUAGGUAUACAUGACAGUUUGGAAAACAUUUGAUCAACUCUUUUUGUAUUACCGAUUGGUGUGUUAUGAUAGCUUCUUAGUGUUUUCUUUUUACCCGGUAUGGAAAAUAACAGAAUGGAAAGAGAAAGAAUAAGGGAAAAGAUCAAUGUGAUGUAAAGAUUAAAAACUUUUUUUUUCGACUUCUGGCAUAGAGCAAUCGGUUUGUAAAUAAAUUGCCUCGAUAAAGGUAACAAGUUUUUUUAAGUAGUUGAAAUUGUAUUGGUUUUAUGUUAUUUUCGUAUUUUUAGAAAAAUUUCGUUAUUUUUGAUUGGUUAGUGAUAAAUUAAUUUUUUUAUAGUCUAAUUACUACAUCUGUUCAUCUCUAUUUGUAUUUUUAGAUACAUUGAGAAUUGAAAUGAAAAAAAAUUGCGACGAUUUUUUUGUCGAUUUAACAAACAAAAACUAAAGUAGAUCAUUUCACUGUUAAAAGAUAAUCAAGUAUAAAUAAACCAAGGUAUGGAUGACGAUUUAACAAAGUUUACUGUACAAUUUUGUUAGAUAUUUUGUUUUGAUUUUGUGAAUGCUUUGAUGGUACAUUCCAUUUUUUUGUGCCAAUAGGACAAGUGUUUUUAUUAUGCCAUGUUAAUAUUUUUUAAAGAAAACCGUUCAGAGCGAUAAAAUCAGUGUUUUAUAAUAAUUAGACAUCAUAGAAUCUCAAUUAAAUUGUUUAUUGAGUCACCAGUAAAAUUGUAGUGGCAUAAAUCAUCGAUUUUAAUUCUCGAUGCUUUAAAAGCUAUUAGAUUGUAUAGAUUAAUGCCUGUUAAAUUGUAGUGGCAUCUGUCAAUUGAUUCCUGAUACUUUUGAAUUCACUAAAUUGGGAAGUAAGUCCAUGAUAAAAUUAUAGUAACAUCUGUUAUUUAUGAAUUGAUCUUCGGCGUCAAGAUUUUUUUCUGUGUAGCUAUUAGAUUAUGUAUAAAAUUAUAAUGUCAUUUGUCAACAGUUUUUUUGGCAUUUAGAUCAUUUCCAAUUCUUCCAAAUACUUAUAAAUCUAUUAGAUAGUGAAUAAUUCUUUCCUAUAGAAUAAUUGAUGCUUUCAAAUUUACUAGAUUGUGUAUAAAAUUGACAUGUUAAUCUCUCCCAAUCGUUCCUGAUACUUAUAAAGCAAUAAAAUGUUGGGUUUGUUGCCUACUGUAGAAAUCCUGAUGCUUUUAAUUUGUUUUUUGUGAUUUCUAAUGCUUAUAAAGCUAGUGAAAUGUUCAUUAGACAUCAAAAUUGGUUCCUGUUUAAUUUCUGAUACCUCAAAGAUAUUAGAUUGUGUAUAAAAUAAUAUUUUCAUUUGUCUAUAUUUUUUAGCUAUCGAGAUUACUCCCAAUCGUUCCUAAUACUUAUACAGCAAUAAAAUGUUGGAUUUGUUGCUUCCUGUAGAAUUCCUUAUGCUUCUAAUUUGCUCUGGUGUGACUUCUGAUGCUUUUAAAGCUAGUGAAUUAUUCAUAAGACAUCAAAAUUAGUUUCUGUCCAAUUUCUGAUGCCUAUAAGCGUUCCUGAUACUUAUAAAGCUAUAAAAUGUUAGAUUUGUUGCUUACUGUAGAAUUCCUGAUGCUUCUAAUUUAUUUUGGGUGAUUUCUGAUACGUUUAAAGCUAGUAAAUUGUUCAUUAGGCAUCAAAAUUGGUUCCUGUUCCAAUUUUUGAUGCCUCAAAGCUAUUAAAUUGUCUACAAAAUUACAUUUUAAUUUUUUUACCAUUUUUUUGGCAUCAAGAUUCCUCCAAAUCCUUCCUGAUUCAUUCAAAGUUAUUAAAUAAUGGAUUAGACAUCAAAAUUGCUUCCUUUUAAAUUUACAAAAUUGUAUAUAAAAUUGAAAUGUCAUUGGUUAACACUUUUUUGGCAUCGGGAUUACUUCCUAUCUAAAUCCUGAUGACUUUGAAGCUAUUAGUGUGUGCAUUAGACAUCAAAAUUAAUUGAUAUUUAAUGUCUUGUGUCCCAUAGCUAUCCUAUUGUGUAUAAAAUUAUAUUUUAAUUAGUCUACCACGUUUUUGGUAUCGAAAUUAUUUCCAAUUCUUCCUUAUUCUUUUAAAGCUAUCAAAUAGUAGAUUAGACUCAAAAUUGCUUUCUGGAUGAUUCCCGAUGCUUUUAAAGUUACUAUAUUUUGUAUAAAAUUGAAUUGUCAUCUGUUAACCCUUAUUUGGUGUCAUACAGAAUUUCUGAUGCUUGUAAAUUUACCAUAAAGUGUAUAAAAUUGAAAUGUCAUCGGUUAAUCCUUACUUGGCAUCAAAAUUACUUCCUAUCUCAAUUCCUGAUGUCUUUAAAGCUACUUAGUUGUUCAUUAUACAUCAAAAUUGCUUCCUGUAGAAUUUCUGAUGCUUUAAAAUUUACUAGAUUAUGUAUAAAAUUGAAAUGUCUUAGGUUAAUCCUUUGUUGGUAUCAAAAUUACUUUCUAUCUCAAUUCCUGAUGUCUUCAAAGCUACUGAAUUGUUUAUUAAACAUCAAAAUUGGUUCCUAUUCAAUUUAUGAUGCUUUAAAGCUAUUAGAUCAUGUAUAACAUAUUUUCAUAUGUCUACCAUUUUUUUAUGUAUCAAGAUUACUUCCAAUCCUUCCUAAUACUUUUAUAACUACUUAAUUGUGGAUUAAAAAUUAAAGCCAUUAUAUCGUGUAUUAGAUAUCAAAAUUGCUUCCUGCCCAAUUCCUGAUACUUAAGCUAUAAACUGGUGGGUUGUGCAUCAAGUUUGCUUCCUCUGUAACUAUUGAUGCUUCUAAAGCCAUUAGAUCGACAUCCGUCAUCAGUAAUUUGUGUUUUUGAUGUUAGUAUGAUCUUGUGGAUAAAAUCCAGAACGGCACAUUAAUAUUGCUCAAUUAAGGACAUAUCGAAUGGCUUCUUAAAUAGCAAACGGUUUCUUUAAAAAAGUUAACAUUUCACAUUUCUUGCCAGAUUGAUUCUGGUGGAGGUAAAACUCGUUUAAAAAUAGUAUUCUAAAUUGUUUUCCUUUAUUGAGAAGAAUACUGUUGAUAAAAAAUUAAAUUAUAUAUAUAUAUUAUAUAAAAAAGGUGUUUUUGAUAUUUAUUAUAAAAAACAAUCUCGUCCAAAAUAACUGUAGCCUCUAUAUUUCGCCUAUUUUUUUUGAGAACUAUUUAAAAUGUUGCACUAGAUUUUUUUCAUUUUAGAAAAGAAAAUCUUUUAGAUAGUUCAUCGAAAACAAAGAUAACUUAUAUUCUAAAAUAUAUAAUCAAUUUUACCCAGAGAGAUUUUUUUGUUGUUGUUUGUAAGCAGCUGUGGAAGUUAUUGUCUCAAAAUAAGCUGUUAGUUGAAAAAUUUCGUUUUACUUGUAGUCAUGAUGAGUAUAAAUAAUCUGAGCUUAUAUUGAUUUCCGGAAAGAUGAUAAAAAUGAUGAAGUGAAAACGUAACGACACGAUAAAAAAAUGCGUUAUUAUUUUAGAAAACUGAGCUAAGGAUUUUUUUUAUUCUCCUUCUGAUUUAAAAUUACUUUCUUUUAUAACUUUUUAAAGAUUAAUCUUGUUAAAAGAUAUUUCUAUUUUGAUUUUAUUCUUAUUCUGAUAUUUAAGAACAUUUAAAAGCAUAAACAUAUCAAAAGGUCUAAGAAAUAAGAAAUCUCUUUUUUUGUUAGUAGGGGCAUGGAUGAUAGUCCUUCAGAAAGAACUACUUUUUUAUCUUGUUCAUAUCUGGGAGUAGAAAUUUAUCUGUAAUAGACUUUUGAAUUAUAUUAUUGUUAUUUAAAAAAUCACAAUAAUGUCAUGAGGAAAUGUUUUCAUAUUUCAAAUAUAUACCAGACAAAUGAUAAUAUAUUCGAAAAUCAGAACACUGGAAAAGAAAUAUUAGAUCUUCCUUUUUUGUAACUUUAUAAUGCUUGACUUUUCUUAACUAAUUAGUCUUUCACAUCACUCACACCAUAAAACAGACUUUACCAAUUGGCACCACAGCUCGAUGUGAGUCUGGACUCUUCGACAUUUCGCUUCCAAACUGUCUCUUCUUCAUCAACGUUCCUCACUCUUUCAUAUUUGUUGUUUGUAAGUCUUCGUGAAAUUGAUUAUCCAUCUAAUACGAGGUCUGUCUCUUUAUUUUACUGCUGCAUAUUAAAUGGUUCAAUAUUUCCUUCCAGACCUUGUAACCUUAAUAAGAUUUCAUCACAAUUUCUUCAUGAAUGUCAAUCAAUCAAACUUUUCUUAUGUAUAUAGCUUUUGUAUGGCCUCACAAUCUGCUGGUUUUUUACUGAACACACUAUUUACAGCAACAUUCACAAUUACACUAUCUGACACGCGUUUCUAUUACCAAGUUAUCAUCUUCAGGACUGAAGGCGAAGAGUUUACCUGAGGUAAUAUCACCAACGGUUCUAAAAAUUCAAAUUGCUGUUUUUAAUUAGGCAACUAUUGGAAUAUUAUUUUCUAUAUCAUAAUAACAUUUUUAAUUGUUACACGUUGAAAUAUUUUUAUCUUAAACAUUUUCAAGUUUCCCAAAUAUGUCUUCUUUGUCUGAUAAUUUAAAUUAGUGCUUCUAAUUUGAUUUAAAUCCUGUAUUUCAUCUUGAUUUUGCAUUUAUAAUAGCUAAUACAACGACUAUUACAAUAAAACGCUCUCUCCAACAACUGGAAGAAUAAAUGUUCUUGCAUUAUCACUGUAGACGAUACUUGGUCGACUUUUUUUGCAAUAAAUGAUUUGAAAGACAGUAACUAAUUAUAUAUUAUUAAUAACAUUAAGUCGUUAAGUAGUUGUUGUAAAAAAGGAAGCUCGUAAUAUUUUAUUUCCAGUGUAUAUAUUAUCAUUUCUCGUGUAGACAUUUGAACAUAACCAUUGCUUUCUUCUAAAUACUUUGGUUCAUGUACUUUGAGAUGUAGAGGUUCAACUAAGUUUAACCAAGAUUUUAGGACUUGCUUAGGAUCCUUGCAUUCUAAAUGAACCAACUGUGAUGCAUUUCUUAAACGUAGGUUUAGAUCGGUUUUAUAUCAGGAAUCGAGUCAACCCUUUCAAUUUCGUGAAUGGAUCUCACUUCUGUAGGUUGUAAUCGAUGAAAAUACUUGGUGAUAAAAGCCCACGACUCAGCAUUGCAUCAUAAGGUGGUUAAGUAGACUUUGCAAUCUCCUAAAUUCUUUAGAAACUACUUAGAAGGUGCAAACACACAUAAAAAGGGUAUUGGUGGGCUUUUCACUCAUUUUUGCAACCAAUAUACCUAAUAAAAAACAGUAAAAAUAUUUUCUUAAAUACUCAGUUUGUAGUUGUCCUCUUUGAACAGGUUGUAGAGAACCUUUAUUCAACCCAAUUUUUGCACUCACCCCCGUUUGGACAAAAAUUUUAUUUGGUACCUUUUUUCAACACAGACGAUGUGUCUUUGUAUAAAGUAAAUGUUAACUUGAAUUGAGUUGUUUGCAUUUAGAUCGAAUUUCAAAUAAUUCAUCCAGUUUUGAAAUUUACUUUCUUCUAAACUCUUCAAUGAGGUUUGAGGAUUUGAUUAUCCUGGUUCCUAGUGAUUGGCAGAUCAGAAGUAUAAGUUAGAUCCUUGUCGUAUCCCUGAUUUGAUUGGAUGUUUAUUUAUCUUGACAAAAACAUGUCUGUAAUCUUUGGAACUUGGAAGUUUAUUUUUGAUUAUGUAUAACAACCCUUUGUGCCAAACCUUAUCAAAGGCUUAUAUGGGUAAUAACCUUAUUGGACGGUAUGAUAUUAUUUCAUUUUAUUUUGGAAACCUUUAUUAUUUCCAUUGGAGAGGAAAAAGAUAUAUCCUAAGUUCUGCGUUGCUGAUAAAUUGAACGAAUUUGAAUCCUUUAAUUGGUAUUUCUUGUAACACACUCUCCGUUAAGAAUUCUUUGUGGUAGUAAGAUCUCUAGUUUGAUUUCAGGGCAUGAGAAUUUUUUUACAGGUUUAUCUAUAACUGCAGCGUUGUUUUUUGGUGACACAAAUUAUAUUUUCAGAUAAAAAUAUUAGAUUUAAAUUUUGGAUAUUAUCCGCUCAGCUAUUCUGAUCGAAAUAUAACUAGUGUCGUGUUGUACAUAACCUCACUUUUCACUUCAAUGGGGACUACAGCUUUUAUUUCCACCAGCGAGCGAGGUCUUUCAAUGUAAUUGUCCAAAUUUAUUAUUAAAUCUUCCUAUUAAUGUAAAAGGGAAGAUACAAGUUAUCGAUAUACAAAAUUAACGCAUAUGGUGGUAAAUUAAAAUUCUGUACCCCUAAUUUGUGAGAUGAAUGUUGUUUUAUGUAAGCUCUGAUUUAAAUAAACUCCAAAUUUGUGUCAAUUUAUCGAUAGUGCCAAUUCUUAAUUAUAAUCACCAAAAAAAAGUUGUGAUUGAUUGUGUUUUGAUGGUAAUACUGCAUGUUUUGUUAAUAAAAAUUAAAUCCUCAGAUAUUUAGGUUAUAUUUGUUGAAAGAAUCUUCGAUUUCUAUGUAUUAUAUAUUAGUUGAAAAGAAAAAUAAAUACCCACAUAAACAUAUGCGGACUGAGGGUAAAAAAAUUUUUGUCUCGUAUUUGCUUAUUAUGAAUUUAUUUCAAAAUAGUAUAAUCUCAUAUAUAUAUAUAUAUAUGUCGGCCCGCGUGUGAGUUAAAACUAGAUUGUAAGCUUAUUUAGGAAUUGGAAUUAUUAUAUAAGAUUUAUCAAUUGUUAAAGUUGGUGCAUUAUUAAUCAUCUUAAAUCACAACACUAUAAACUUUUAUCACAAUAUCCAUGGGUACUUCGUGUAUCAUUUUGGUCCAUAAGAUUUAUACUUCCACUGUUUUUUUUGGUCGCUUUAUUUUCUUAUCGAUCUCCAUCAUUUUGGUUGUCUCUUUAUACAUGAAGGUGCUGACAUGUGGAAAGUUUAACCAAAAUUUUAAAAAAAUCAAUCUACGGUUAGAUAGGAUUUUUUUUCAAUUCCUAAAUUUAAUUACAGAAUUCGUUUAUUGGAAUUUUUACUCGCAAGUUAAUCGGUAUUGUGCCUGUGGAGACUUCCAAGUCCACGGUGCUGUUUCACUUUAUACUAAAAGAAAACAUCCAACAGGUUGGUAGUAUUGAUCAGUUGGAAAAAAAUUAACUACAAUGGCAAACUUUUUUGAUCAAAUUAGAGUAAUAAAAGGUGCUUCCACAACGUUUUAUAAUAUUUAUAUUGAUUAACAGAAGCCAGUUUCAAUAAGAUAUUAAAAUAAGGUUAAUAGAAACUUCUAUUAUAAACAAUCUGCAAAAAGCGAAGAAAAUCAUUGAAAUAUUAUUGUAUACUGUUUUAUUUCCAAUUCUAAUCAUUCCUAUCGAAAUGCAGUGACCAUGGAAUAUUUUCUAGUACUAAAGUGACAUGCUAAAAAAAUAUAUUCAAACAAAAAAAUGCUAGGAGCUUUUUCAAAGAUAUAGAAAAUUUUUCACAGUCAAGUAUGUAUAUAAAAAAAUAAUAACAUUUUUCUCAAUAUUUGUAUAAGGAAAUUUUUAGAGAAAUUGAUUUUGAUUCGAGAUUCAGUUGUCUACAAAGAUAACUCAUCGGAAAACACUUGUAUGCAUUUCAGAAAAGCAUUACCGAUAGUUUCCAAUAUACAUAUAGUUCAUCGUGAUAUACCCUGUAUAUAUUUCGUUUUUAUCGCACUUUGUCAAUAAUUUUAUUACAUAUUAACAUCAGUUAUUUUAAAAUUUUUAAUUAUUCAGAGACGUGCCUUUUUAUUGGGCAUAUAAAAUGAAAAAAUAACUGAAAUAAUUUUAAUUUUGAAUAAUUUUCUUUUUAAUCAGUAUCAAUUCAUUUUCCAUUUGAAGUAAAUGUAACAAUCAGUGUAGAAACAAUGUCAUAUAGAUCACUAUUUCCAUUAUAAAUCACAUCUUUGGUACUUGUAGAUUAUUUGGAAAGUCGUUUUGCCUUUCCAAUCGCUCUAGAGGUUUUUAAAGUAAUUUCUCAAGGUGUUAGACCUACUCCUUCGGGAUACUUAAGUCAUUUGCUGAAAUGGACAGAACAUUCGCAGAGUAGAUACUAUACAGCAUCAAUUAUCUUGCUCGUAAACUCUCCUUUAAGUACCAAGACUAUUAUCUUAAGGUUGUAUCCCACUUGUCAGACUGACCACUAGUCUAAUAUCGUUUUUGGAUAUCUCGAAAUGUUCCUUAGACUUUUAUGGUUAAGAAUGUUUUGGAUUGUCUUAGACUCUAUAUGAUCCUUUAGCAAUCCAUUAAGUUUGUGGUUCAAAUGACAUCUCGUGAGGCUACAGUAUGGUUAAGUCCAAAAUAUGGAAUUGUUUCCACUUUCUGCUUCCUCAUUGUCUGGUGGUUUGAUAGCUUUAUCAGAGUUACUUCAUUUCUGUUAGCUGGUGUUUUUAUAUAUGUUUACACUCCUAUGCUAGCUUGGACGUGCAUUUAAUAAUUUUCAGUACUUUCAAGGGCACUUGGUUAUCAGAUAUAAUAUUAAUGUACUUUCUAGUGACCACAUAAGUUUAUUUCUAACAACUUUGCCUGAAAAAUAUUGAUUGAGUCUUUGUGAUAUGGAUUUUGGUCCAAAAAUACCCUUACAUUAGCAUCGAAUCAUCUGUGUACCAGAAAUAUUCAUUUCGAGUUUACGGAUUAUCUUUAUUGACCCAAGAUUUGUGGUCAUUGAUUACUACUUCAAAUGGGAUACCUAUGUCCAACAUGCUAUCCAUUUGGUCCAUUAUUUAGUAACUAUUUUCAACCUUUAUCGUUAGGAGACCUGUAAGAUUUCCUACUUUAAUUUCUCAUUCUGAAUUACUGUGUGGACACCUUCUUCAACUCAGUAAUGAAGAAGAAAUUGAUUAGUUCGUACUUCGCUUUGUAUUUUAAGGAUAUUAAACAUAUUUGUUUCAAAAUAUUACAAAAGCAAAUGCAUAACUUUUUACCCUAGUUUUCCUGAAAUAUCCUAUAAAAAAUAGUUUAGUGCGAAAAAUCAGAUCAGUACUGUAGAGUGGAUGAUCAACGGCUCCCAGCCAAAUUUCGUCAAAACAGCUACUGUGUGUCAAGGAGCAGUAAGCAGGUUUCUUGUUUUAAAUGACACUCUACAGCGUUUACUGUUUCACCAAGUGAAUUGGCAAAAUACCCUUCCUAUAACCAGAGAAUCGUGCACAUCUCUUUCUGAACCUACAGCCUGUUUGAAUUUCGUCCUGACCAUAGAUCCUCUAUGCUUGUAAAUCAUAGAUUGCUGCUUGGCUUCUUCAAGUACUUAUUGCAGAACAAUGAGUGAUGCUUCUAAGCCUUGAAUUUUUUGUUCUAGUGUCAAGUUUUUCUUUUUCCACAUACUUUUUGCCCCAAUAUCUAGUCAAUUUCUGUUAGGCAGUGUAUAUAUAGCUUUUGGUGAAAAUCUUCCAUAUUAGAUGUAUAUUUAUUUUGAACAAUCAAUGUCUCUCUUUUUUAUUGCAAAUUUUAAAAAAUCAACUUCAAAUCUUGGAUUUGGUUGAAAUAUUUUAUGAAAUUGAGUAGCAUAACCUCAACAAAAUACACUUUAAUUUUUUUUGUAAUGAUUUUUACUUACGGGUAAUUUUCCAACUAUCUAUACUGUUCAACUGUUAGAUGUGGAUAUGAACUGGAAAAAAAUGUUAAUUUGAGUUUUACGAACAAGGUGUAAUGCCGAGGCUGUUGGACCUGUUUCAAUGUUUCAUUAUUACUAUUAUUGAAUUUUAGUUUGUACAUACUGUAUAUUUUCAGUUGACAUUUUGUGACAUUCUCAACAGAUUCGAGAGUGAAUCUAGUUGUAUCUUGUUUAACUAUAAUUGAAUUUGAUGUUUUGUUUUUUGACAUACGUGCAUAUAUUUUUUUGCUUAAUUUUUAAAUUAAUAGCAAUACACUUCAUAGUAGUGAUGUAAAUUUUUUGGAAUUGAAUAUUAAUAUAUAUUAUACGCGAACAUUCAA
Messenger RNA from Diorhabda carinulata, 12494 nucleotides. It is a transcript of the gene Su(Tpl), whose product is annotated as RNA polymerase II elongation factor Ell. Gene Ontology annotation, cellular component: transcription elongation factor complex. Gene Ontology annotation, molecular function: cis-regulatory region sequence-specific DNA binding. The record is from RefSeq and is a predicted model, not a curated record. Bases 74 to 1990 code for a protein of 638 amino acids. Gene Ontology annotation, biological process: snRNA transcription by RNA polymerase II; positive regulation of transcription elongation by RNA polymerase II; transcription elongation by RNA polymerase II. Lineage: Eukaryota; Metazoa; Arthropoda; Insecta; Coleoptera; Chrysomelidae. The transcript is spliced from 9 exons.